AUCACUUCCGAUAAUUAAUCUGUUUUAACCAAAUAAAGCUAAUUAAAGUCAGGCGUCUUUUCUGAAAAUGACGGAGAUUGAGGAUGAGAGAAGCCCGCUAUUAAACUCGGAGACCCGCAGUGAAGACACAUUAGUUGAGACACUGCAGGAAAGUCGAAGCCGCUGGAGAUCAAUCCGGGUCAUGUAUAUCACCAUGUUCCUCAGUAGUUUAGGUUUCUCGAUUGUAAUAUCUUCAAUAUGGCCAUUUCUUCAAAAGGUGGAUAAAACUGCAGACACUAGUUUCCUUGGAUGGGUUAUUGCUACUUACAGUCUGGGGCAGAUGGUUGCUUCUCCAUUGUUUGGUGCAUGGUCGAAUUACAGACCAAGAAAGGAACCACUUAUUGUAUCAAUUUUUAUUAACGUUGCUGCAAAUGUACUUUAUGGCUAUGUACACACCUUUCCAUCACAUAAUAAGUACUAUAUGCUGCUUAGUCGGGCAUUUAUUGGAUUUGGAGCAGGAAAUGUGGCUGUUGUACGAUCAUAUGUUGCUGGUGCAACUUCACUUCAGGAAAGGACCACUGCCAUGGCAAAUAUCAGUGCUAGUCAAGCACUGGGUUUUAUACUCGGGCCAGCUCUACAGGCUGCUUUGACAAGCAUUGGACAGACAGGAGUGUCUUGGCAUUUAAUUGACCUUGAGUUGAACAUGUAUACUGCCCCGGCAUUCCUUGGAGCUUUCCUGGGUGUGGCAAAUAUUGUACUAAUUGUUGCUUUAUUCAGGGAGCAUUGUGUUGUCAAUUUGGAUAGAAUGAAAAGUAUAAAUGGCAAUAUCCAAGGCAGUUCUGAGGUACUUGAAAAUUCCUACGACGGAAUUGAUCUGAUCGCAGUGGUGUCAUUCAACAUUCUGUUCUUCUUCAUCCUAUUUGUAUUUGCUAUCUUUGAAACGAUAGCCACCCCAUUAACCAUGGAUAUGUAUGCAUGGACUGCAAAGCAGGCAGUCCUGUACAAUGGAAUUCUACUGGUGGGUGUUGGUGUAGAAUCCAUUGUUGCUUUUAUGAUAACAAAGCUUCUUUCGAAAAGAUUCAAAGAUCAUUUGUUGCUGCUUGGAGGAUUUGUUAUAAUUUUCCUUGGGUUCUUUGUUUUGCUACCUUGGGGAAAUCAGUACCCUCCAAUCCAGUGGACAGAUAUUAAGAACACUUCCAAUUACAAUUCUACUGAACUAAAGUAUGAGUCUUUCUUAACACAACCUUCACUAUACCUUAGUGAAGAGAGAGUAGGUUGUCCUGUGCAGCAAGUGUGGUGUCAGCAUAUUCCCAGCAUCCAUCUGGUUCAGUACAUUCUUUCCGCUGUACUGAUUGGCGUGGGGUACCCAGUCUGUAAUGUUAUGACUUAUACAUUGUAUUCAAAAAUUCUUGGACCAAAGCCUCAGGGUAUUUAUAUGGGCUGGCUAACAGCCUCUGGAAGUGGAGCACGCACACUUGGACCUGUGUUCGUUAGUCAAGUUUACACUCAUUAUGGACCUCGAUGGACAUUUGGCCCCAUUUGUGGGGUUGUGAUGGCAGCUAUAAUACUUAUGGGUCUGAUAUACAAGAGACUCUCACGAUUCUCAAUCCAGUAUCAGAGACUGCAGUAAAGAUGGGCCAAAGAGAAUAACCAUUUUGUAUCCAGCCUUGGAUAAAAAAAACACACUGAUGAAACCUAACUGAUUGCACUUUACAUUUUAUAUGGGCUGCUUCAAAUAAGUGGUAGGGGAAAAACUGCAAGUGUUAUUUUCUGCUUUGUAUCUUGUUGUAACUUACUUGAUUUUUAUUUAAUAUGCAACUUACCUAAUGGAUUAACAACUUUUACACUAAAAUUGAUGCACUGAGAGAGAUUUUGUG
Messenger RNA from Hemiscyllium ocellatum (epaulette shark), 1856 nucleotides. It is a transcript of the gene mfsd8, whose product is annotated as major facilitator superfamily domain containing 8. The transcript is spliced from 12 exons. The coding region runs from base 68 to 1609 and encodes 513 amino acids. Gene Ontology annotation, biological process: transmembrane transport. Lineage: Eukaryota; Metazoa; Chordata; Chondrichthyes; Orectolobiformes; Hemiscylliidae. Gene Ontology annotation, cellular component: lysosomal membrane. The record is from RefSeq and is a predicted model, not a curated record. Gene Ontology annotation, molecular function: transmembrane transporter activity.